Poecile atricapillus (Black-capped chickadee) is the source of this 4031-nucleotide messenger RNA. Its product is annotated as F-box DNA helicase 1-like. Gene Ontology annotation, biological process: replication fork processing; double-strand break repair via homologous recombination. The record is from RefSeq and is a predicted model, not a curated record. The transcript has 21 exons. Gene Ontology annotation, molecular function: 3'-5' DNA helicase activity; ATP binding; protein binding. Gene Ontology annotation, cellular component: nucleus. Lineage: Eukaryota; Metazoa; Chordata; Aves; Passeriformes; Paridae. The coding region runs from base 52 to 2988 and encodes 978 amino acids.
GCGGGGCCUGGAGCGGUGGGAGCGGGUGAGUUUUUCCAUGUGGAAGUUGGGAUGAGGAGAUCCAAGAGGAGGCACCUGAUGGCUCCGGAAUGCCGAGCUCUGGCCGAGAGCUCCGAGGUUCCGUCGGCGUUGCGGCAGCCGCGGAGCCUGGAGCGAGGAAUCCGCGGCCUUCAUCCCAUCCCGCGCCCUCGGAGAUGCUCCACAGCCCCCGGCCGGCAGAGGAGCAUCCUGGAUUUCUGCGGGAUCCGGAGCCGCGGGAUCGAGGAGGAUCCGUCGGAUCCCUGUUCCCCUUCUCCUCCAGAUUCCUGCCUUUUCCAGCAUUCCCAGCUCUCCGUGCCACCUCCAACUGCACAUUCCAGGAAAAGACCUCUUCCCUCUGCACCCUCAGGAAUUCCCACCCCAGAGCUGGAUCUUUGGGAUGAACCCCAGGAGAAAAUUCCCGAACUCCUCCAGCAGGAAUGGGAAGAGCUGGAAGUGGAGCCUCUUCCCGAUCCCCACUACGGCCUCCUGGGCACUCGGAACUGGGAAUUCCCUCAGGGAUCCAUGGAUUCUCUUCCUGCUGAAAUCCUCAGGAAUAUUUUUGCUCUCCUGCCGGUGCUGGAUCUGUACCAGAACCUGAGCCUGGUCUGUCAUUCCUGGCGGGAAAUUAUCCGGGAUCCGCUGUUUAUUCCAUGGAAAAAGCUCUACCACCGCUACCUGAAGGGGGAGCGCUCGGCCCUGCAGGGGGUGGAGCAAAUCCUGCAGGAAUUUUCCAUCACCAAGGAAAACCAGGAAUGUGUCCUGGGCCUGGUCAGGUUGGUGGCAUCCAAGGGAGCCAAGGUGGAUCCCAACGCUCUUCUCCGGAUUUUGGGAAGUCAUCCCCUCUUCCCAAAGGCUCAAAUCUGCGUCCACAAAAAAUUCCCAGAUUUACUCAGCAAGCCUGGGCCCGAGAGGAUGUGGGCGAUCUUUGCCGUCAUGGUGCUGUUUUCCGACGGCGUCGGCGACAUCCGGAGCCUCCUGGAAUAUUUCCGGAGCUGCCGCUCGGAGCUGACGCCGCUGGAGGCGACCGAGGCUCUUCACUGCAUGGCCACGGUGCUCCAGGCCAUGAGGGACCGGGACAUUCCCGUCUCCAACAGGAUUCACUACAAUAUUUUCUACUGUUUGUAUCUGAUGGAAAAUUCCUCUGGAAUUGCUCAGCCUCCGGAAAAGGGAAGAGAGGAUUUGUGUUCCAGUGGCUGGGCCAAUGUCAAACUGACCCAUGAGCAGCAGAGAAUUUUGAAUCAUAAAAUCGAGCCUGGGCAGACAGUGAAAAUCAUGGCAUUUGCAGGCACAGGGAAAACCUCGACUUUGGUCAAGUACGCGGAGAAAUUCCCGGAGCUGAAAUUCCUUUACCUGGCUUUUAACAGAGCUGUGGUGGAAAAGGGGAAAAAGGUUUUUCCAAGGAAUGUCACGUGCAAGACUUUCCAUUCCUUGGCUUUUGGAAGCACUGGGAGAUGCUACAAAGACAAAGGCAAGCUGAACUUUUCCAAGAUGUCCGUGUUUUCCAUCAGCUCCCUCCUUCGGAAUUGCAAAGGCCAGUCCCUGUUUGUGAGAGCGAAAACGGUGGCGCAGACCUUGGAGAAUUUCUUCUCCUCCAUGGAUGAGGAGAUCAGCGAGGAGCACGUCCCGCUCUGGUUCAGGAACACCCACGGGAACGUGGAGCGCGUGAGCCCAAAGGAAAAGAGAAUCAACGUGGAAGAGGCCAGGGAGAUUUGGCACAACAUGAAGGAGCUGGAUGGAGACGUGGAAAGGAAAUACAAGAUGACUUGUGAUGGAUAUUUGAAACUCUGGCAGCUCAGCAAACCCCAGCUCUCAGGAUACGACGCCAUUUUUGUGGAUGAAGCCCAGGAUUGCACUCCAGCCAUCGUGGAUAUCGUACAAUCCCAAAAAUGUGGGAAAAUCCUGGUGGGAGACCCUCACCAACAGAUCUACACAUUCCGAGGGGCUGUCAACACCCUCUACUCGCUGCCCCACAGCCACGUGUUCUACCUGACCCAGAGUUUCCGCUUUGGGCCCGAAAUCGCCUACGUGGGAUCCACGAUCCUGGAUUUGUGCAAAGGGAUCCGCGGGAAAACCCUGCUGGGAGGGACCCAAAAGGGAGACGUGAGGGGAAGCUGGGCCGGGUCGGUGGCGCUGCUGUCCCGGAGCAACUUGAACGUGUUCGAGGACGCCGUGGAAUUCUCUGGGAGAGACCCCCCAGCCAAAAUCCACAUUAUUGGGGGUUUGCAGCGUUUUGGGCUGGGAAGAAUUUUGGACAUUUGGAAGCUGAGCCAACCCCCAGAGCUCAGGAAAAACGCCGAGCUGGAGAUAGAUGAUCCGUUCAUCCGGCGCUGGGAGGCGUCGGGCGGGUUCCCGGCGCUGCGGGAAUUCGCCGCCUGCGUUCAGGACCGAGACCUGGAAGGGAAAAUUUCCAUCGUGGAAAAAUACCGGGAACGGAUCCCGGAGCUGCUGAGGAGGAUCAGGGACAGCCACGUUUCCCGGGAAUCCCUGGCAGAUUAUCUCCUCGGGACCGUGCACCAAGCCAAGGGCCAGGAAUUCGACAGCGUUUGGGUCGCGGAUGAUUUUGUGCAAAUCUCGUCCACGGCUUUCCUGAGGAGAGCGAGCGACGCUCUGGGCCAGAUCCCUGAGGACGAGUGGAACCUGCUCUACGUGGCCGUGACGAGAGCCAGGAAAUGCCUGCUGAUGUCCAAAUCCCUGGAAAACCUUCUAAGCCUGGCCAGAGAACAUUUCCUCCGGGUGGAGCUGCUGAGUGAGGCUGCCCCAUCUCCCAUCCCUUGUUGUGUGUUGGGAUGUACAAAAUCCCUGGAAUUCUGCUCCGGGCUGGUGGUAAAGAAGCUCCCGUUGAGUCGAAGCGAUGGCAGCCGGGAUCUGGGGGGAUUCCUGUGCCAGGAUUGCACCCAGCAACUCUUUGGCUCCCUGGCUCCGCUCGUCUCAUUCCCAACGAUCCAGGAAAAGCCCAUCCAGCCCUGACAGAGCCUCCGGCUUCCCAGAGCCGUCCUGGACCUGGGACAAAUCCUCUUGGCACAUCCCAGCUCCAAAAUCAGACGUUGGAGAUGGAAAUCAGGAUGUUGGAGCAGGAUUUCAGCCAAAUGCUCCAAAUUCCAGGCAAAUGUUGGAGCAGGAUUUCAGCCAAAUGCUCCAAAUUCCAGGCAAAUGUUGGAGCAGGAUUUCAGCCCAGCUCCAAAUUCCAGGUGAAAGUUGGAGCAGGAUUCCUCUUGGCACAUCCCAGCUCCAAAAUCAGACGUUGGAGAUGGAAAUCAGGAUGUUGGAGCAGGAUUUCAGCCAAAUCCUCCAAAUUCCAGGCAAAUGUUGGAGCAGGAUUUCAGCCAAAUGCUCCAAAUUCCAGACAAAUGUUGGAGCGGGAUGUUCCCAGCUCCAGAGGAAUUUCCAGGCUCCCUGGGGAUGAUGUGAUUUCCUCCAGCCCUGCCUCAUCCUCCAGGAGCUGGCAAGUGGAAUAUCCAGAGGAUAAGAGGAUAUCCAGAGGAUAUCCAGAGGAUAUCCCAGAGGAUAUUCCAGAGGAUAUCCAGAGGAUAUUCCAGAGGAUAUCCAGAGGAUAUUCCAGAGGAUAUCCAGAGGAUAUUCCAGAGGAUAUUCCAGAGGAUAUCCAGAGGAUAUUCUUGCACUUCAGGAAUGGGAUCCGACAGAACAAGGCUCAUUUUGGAGCAUUCCCUCUCUUCCCCCUGACACCAAACUUCCCAAAUAUCCCAUCAUUCCCAGAAUUCCCUCUGAUCCAAUGGAAAAAAGAGGAAGCACAAUGCUGGAAAAUAUCCAAAGAAAGUUUAUUUAUUGGAAAUGAACUUUUCCUGUCCAGCCACGGGAGGAAAUCCUGAAUGUCUCCCGGUGAAUUCAUCUUCCAUCCUUGCAGCCAAGGGAUUUCCCUGGAUUCUUUCCCUCCUCCCUGCAGCCAACCAGGAGGGAAGAGAUAAGGCAGGAGCAGAAAAAUUCGGGGACAAACUGGAGAGGGAUUUCCAAUCCUCAAAUUAAAUUUAUAGACAAAAAAAAAUUCCAUUGUG